AUGUCCAUCGCGGAGCAACGUUCGGAAGGCAAGAGGGCCCGCCUGGACGGCUCCGACGUGCAUUCGAAGCACCUCGAUAUGCGGCCGGCGGUUGGAAGCGGCCAACAAGGCCAGAAGCGUAAGAAGAAUCGUCGGGACCGCAGGCGCCAGGUGGCUGCCGACAGCGGCGCGGCGGCUGACGCGCUCGCAGUGUCUCUUCCUCAGCCAUCCAAGUCCUUUAUCCCGUUGCCCUUCUAUCACGUUCCCGACUCGUGGGCUCGUGCGUUGCAGGACGUGUCGCCUGUUCCUCGUCUUGAGGCGUCUGCACUGUACUUCUUCCCCCCACCCUUCCUUCUCGACACCGUCUCUUCGCAGCUACCCAUGCCAUCGGAAUGUGUCUGCCCUACCGCUGCACGAAACGACGACAAGAUAUUGAGAUACCUGCACAACCACCUCCGCAUUCGACGCUUCUGCCGUACGCGCCUGUUCGACCCAUCCAUGUCAAGCGUACCCCUGACGGUUGCCGAAUGGCGAGCGGCUCUUUGGGGUGAAUUUAGUGAGAAAGACGCCGAAAUCACAGGGAGCAGCGCAGCAGAUGUCCGACGGGCAAAGCGCCGUCGCGAGGAGCGGAAUGCGAUCUGCCGGUUGUUUGGGCGAGUAGCCCUUCUUCCGUCCUACCGCGAGGACAGGAAGGCGUCCUUCCUUGGGAAAGAAUUUGCAGCGAAGGACCUCAUCGAAGCCAGCGAUGUCCGGCGGUGGGUUCUUUGGGAGUCCCACGAGAUCAACUUUCGCUGCGAGAUGAUGGCUUUGGAUACGUACCUCGUGCAGCGGAAGGAUUGGCAGGAGAUCCAUCGUUGGAAUAGGGAAGCGGCAGUGUCGGCAGUUUGGAGCAGUAACGCUUCAGUCCUCAGUGUAUUGCCGGAAGACCAUUUGGUAGGGGAGUCCCAUCGAUGGAUGUCAGCGGCGGACUCUGGCUGGCGCGCUUGCUGCGACUCUUUGGCUGCUUUCGUCAAAGUUAUGGAACAUUGGCCCACAUUUCCUCAUUCUCUGCUCGGGACUGCCAUGAACGCCCCUGAGUGGGAUCAGGUACGGUACGCUGCGGUGUGCGACGAGGCAGUCAGGUUCUAUGUAAAUACGUUCGUGCAAGUCUACAAGAGGCUACCUAUUCCUCCCAUUCCUCCAGCCGUAACCUUGGACGCGUAG
Molecule: messenger RNA, 1182 nt
Organism: Trametes versicolor FP-101664 SS1
Lineage: Eukaryota; Fungi; Basidiomycota; Agaricomycetes; Polyporales; Polyporaceae
Exons: 1
Coding region: 1-1182 (393 amino acids)
Source: RefSeq, a predicted model, not a curated record